Messenger RNA from Coregonus clupeaformis (lake whitefish), 770 nucleotides. RefSeq names its product complement C1q-like protein 2. The transcript is spliced from 3 exons. Lineage: Eukaryota; Metazoa; Chordata; Actinopteri; Salmoniformes; Salmonidae. Bases 49 to 678 code for a protein of 209 amino acids. Gene Ontology annotation, molecular function: protein binding. The record is from RefSeq and is a predicted model, not a curated record.
GUUACAUUUUAAAUAAACCAAUCCAUAUAUAUAUAUCUAACUCAACAUAUGAGGAGCAGUCAGACAUCUCAGCAAACCUCUCACACCCGGUUCGUUGAAAGCCCUGCGAUGGAGUCUGUUUUUGCUGUGGUAAUGUUGCUGUGCUGUUGUGUGGUUGAGACUCGGACGGAGAGUGAGCCAACAGCUUUCGCGUCCGAGGUUGACAGGCUGCUGAGGGAACUGGUAGCCCGAGUGGAGAAACUGGAGAGCAAACCAAAAGUGGCCUUCUCCACUUCACUUACGGUCAAUGAUGAACAUUAUCACUUAGGACCUUUCGACAAUGACACCACCGUGGUGUACAAAAAGGUCACUACAAACAUCGGUGAAGCGUAUAACCCAGAUACAGGUGUCUUUACUGCACCUGUGGGAGGGGCCUACUACUUCACAUUCACUUGCAAUGUUGGGAAUUCAGGGAAGGCGAAUGCAGCAUUGCUUAAGAACGGUGUGAAAAUGGCUGCCGUCUAUGAAACUGCCAACCCAAAAUCCGGCAUUUACCACGGCGGGGCCAAUGGAAUCACACUAGACCUAGUGGAAGGAGACAAAGUCUGUGUGGUUCUCUGGAGUGGCAGUAGCAUAUUUGACAACAGCAGGAUUAGCAUGUUCAGUGGUCACCUUCUAUUUCCUACCAAUAAUAAGUAAUAGUAAAAGGCUGAUCAUUACAGUUCAUGACUUAGCAAGAAUUGUAAAUACUUAUUUCAACAUUUCAUUAAAGGAAUAAUCCACUCAAACUA